This is a messenger RNA of Pantherophis guttatus, 1523 nucleotides long. RefSeq names its product E3 ubiquitin-protein ligase TRIM15-like. NCBI's taxonomy places the organism in Eukaryota, Metazoa, Chordata, Lepidosauria, Squamata, Colubridae. Gene Ontology annotation, molecular function: protein binding. The record is from RefSeq and is a predicted model, not a curated record.
CUUGCAAUUGCCAUUAACAACAAGCUCUGGAAGAUGGAUGUAGAUGGACUUGCCUAUAUGGACCCACAAAACAGAGACUUGCCAGCUUCUAAACAGAGCAAAGGUUGUUCCUUUAAUCUCUGCUGCAAGAUUGUGCUUGGCAUUUCGGUGGCGGGAAAUGUAGGUCUGGCUGUGCUUUUGAUUCUUCUCGUGCGUGGAGAUUUCCAGGUUCAUGCUUUUUCAAAACCUGCACCUUACCAGAUCCGGAGUUGCAUGCUCAACUGUAUUCCUUGUCGAUCUGCUACAAACAGCAUAACAGCAAACCUGACUCUGGAUCCAUCCACAGCUCACCCCCAGCUCUACGUAUCUCCAGAUUUGAAAAGCGUAAGAUGGAAAGGCAUGAAACAGCAAGUGAACGGCAGUCCUCUGAGAUACGAACUUUUGGCCAGUGUCCUAAGCCACGAGAGCUUUAGCUCUGGGAAGCUUUGCUGGGAGGUAGAGGUGGUCAGAGAAGGAAACUGGUGGGGGGUGGGGAUUGUUAGGGAGUCUGCAAACCGAAAUGGGCCCAUUGCCCUUCAUCCAAGUGGAGGUUACUGGGGAGUGCAGCGAAUUGAAGGCCAGCACCAAGCCAUCACUCAUCCCAGGACAAAUUUGUCACUGAGUCGUUCGCCGAGAAGGAUCCGAGUUUCUCUGGACUAUUCAGAAGGCCUCAUAGCAUUCUUUGAUGGUGACACGAAUGCUGAACUCUUCACUUUUCCUAAAGCAAAUUUUGCUAGAGAGAAGAUUCACGCUUGGUUCUUGAUCCAUAAGUGGAAUGGACAGCUUCUGCUCCAUCCAUGAGAUAGUGGAGCAAAGGGGUCAUCACACUGAAGACCUUCAGACUAUCUGCCUUCAGCUCUCCUCCACUCCUUGUGUUUUCCAUGCACACCAUUGUCAUGAGUGUCUUUGACUUCCUUUGACUUUCCUUUCCCCUUUUGAUUUAGAAGACAACUGCAUUAUCUUCUAAAUCAAAGGUCUCCUUCUAUCUCACCUUCCUCAUGUCUCCCAAUGCCACCCCUAGCAAGCUAACCAGAGUCAACUAUUUAAGGGAUGAAAAAGCUCCCAGAUUUUUUCAGACAUUCAAGUAACAAAAAACAACAUAUCCACAGAGAUUAAAACACAGGGGGAAAUGGAUAUUUUUAAAAGAAAGGGGAUGUUUUAAGAGAGGACCCCACCAAUGUUCUACCAGGAAUCAGAUCGCUAUGGAAGCAUCUUAGAUAACUUUUAAGUCUUCACACAAUGCUCGCUUCACUUUCUGAGGAACAUCUACUGCAUGUUCUUUCUAAUUUCUGAAUGUAGGGGCUCGGCAAGGCAUUUGCUGAAUUCCUCUUUUCAGUGCUUUUUAAUAUUACCCCUUGGCCAAAAAAGAAGAAAUAAUUGAGCCCACUGCCCAAUUAUCUAACAUUCAGAACCUCAAAGGAAAAGGGGUAAAAUUGUGCCUCAUUUUAGCAAGUUGUGGAAAGCUGACCAUGUGUUUUUAGCAAUAAAUUAUGAUUAUAAAACUC